Penicillium cosmopolitanum is the source of this 2796-nucleotide messenger RNA. Its product is annotated as putative kinesin family protein (KinA). The coding region runs from base 1 to 2796 and encodes 931 amino acids. The record is from RefSeq and is a predicted model, not a curated record. NCBI's taxonomy places the organism in Eukaryota, Fungi, Ascomycota, Eurotiomycetes, Eurotiales, Aspergillaceae. The transcript has 5 exons. Gene Ontology annotation, molecular function: ATP binding; microtubule binding; microtubule motor activity. Gene Ontology annotation, biological process: microtubule-based movement.
AUGGCGUCUGCGGGGUCCAACACCAUUAAGGUCAUCGCCCGAUUUCGACCUCAAAACAAGGUCGAGUUAGCCUCCGGAGGUCAACCGAUCGUUCAUUUCGAAGGCGAGGAAUCAUGCAUGAUCACGUCCCAAGAGGGUUCGGGUGACUUCACCUUUGAUCGGGUGUUCCCCAUGGACUCGGCUCAAAGAGACAUUUUCGACUUCUCGGUCCGACCUACGGUUGACGAUAUAUUGAACGGUUACAAUGGAACGGUGUUUGCAUAUGGUCAGACCGGUGCGGGAAAGUCGUAUACGAUGAUGGGAUCCGACAUUGACGACGAUGUGGGAAAGGGUGUUAUCCCCCGAAUUGUCGAGCAAGUCUUCGCCAGCAUCUUGACGAGUCCGAGCAACAUUGAAUAUACCGUGCGGGUCAGUUAUAUGGAAAUUUACAUGGAGCGGAUUCGUGAUCUUCUCGUGCCACAAAACGACAAUCUUCCCGUCCACGAGGAAAAGAACCGCGGAGUCUACGUCAAGGGAUUGCUGGAGGUAUACGUGUCGAGUGUGCAGGAGGUCUACGAGGUGAUGCGCCGUGGUGGAAAUUCGCGAGCCGUGGCCGCGACCAACAUGAAUCAAGAGUCUUCUCGUUCGCACUCCAUCUUCGUCAUCACUGUCAGUCAGAAGAACGUUGAAACUGGGUCUGCCAAGAGUGGUCAGCUGUUCCUGGUCGAUUUGGCUGGUAGUGAGAAGGUUGGAAAGACAGGAGCUAGCGGCCAAACUCUGGAGGAAGCCAAAAAGAUUAACAAAAGUUUGAGCGCCCUGGGAAUGGUCAUCAAUGCGCUCACGGAUGGCAAAUCGACACACAUUCCGUACCGUGACUCCAAGCUCACUCGAAUUCUGCAGGAGUCGCUCGGAGGUAACUCUCGAACGACGCUAAUCAUCAAUUGUUCGCCCAGCAGCUACAACGAUGCCGAAACCGUAUCCACCCUGCGAUUCGGUUCACGCGCCAAGGCAAUUAAGAACAAGGCGAAGGUCAACGCUGAGCUGAGCCCGGCCGAAAUGAAACUCCUCCUGCGGAAAGCCCAGACUCAAGUCACCAAUUUCGAAACCUAUAUCUCGGCCCUGGAAAAUGAGGUCUCAACGUGGCGCAAUGGUGACAACGUCCCCGAAGAUCAAUGGACCCCUGCACGCGGCAACGAGAUCGUCAGCGCGACCAGAGCGGAGGCUCGUGCCCCUCGACCCGGAACGCCAUCUCGUCUUCAAGAAACUGCUCGCGCGGAAACUCCACGGCCCGAUUCCCGACUUGGAGACCGCUCCAGCACGCCCAGCCUGGUGCUGGAGAAGGACGAGCGGGAGGAAUUCCUUCGCCGUGAAAAUGAAUUCCAAGAUCAAAUCGCCGAGAGGGAAACACAUAUCGUGAAUGUUGAACGCAGUCUCCGUGAAGCUCGAGAGGAGCUGAAGUCAAUCAGGGAGGGUGCCGGACGAUCUGGAAAGGACAAUGAUCGCCUGACUACCGAGGUCAAUGAACUACGCAUGCAGCUUGAGAAGGUGUCCUACGAGGGCAAGGAGGCUGCCAUCACCAUGGAUGGCCUGAGAGAGGCCAACUCCGAGUUGACCGGUGAGCUUGAUGAGGUCAAGCAGCAGCUACUCGACGUCCGUAUGAAGGCGAAGGAAACCACUGCCGCGAUGGAUGAAAAGGAGAAGAAGAAGGCAGAGAAGAUGGCGAAGAUGAUGGCUGGCUUCGAUUUGGGUGAUGAUGUUUUCUCGACGAACGAGCGUAAGCUGCAGGGCCUGAUUUCGCGCGUGGACGCCUUGCACGAGGUCAGCGCAGCCGGUGAGACUAUUGCACCUGACGACGUUCUCGAGCUUCGAACUAGCUUGCUAGAGACCCAGGGAUUCAUUCGCCAGGCAGAGCUGACGAUGAACGAUCGAGGUGAGUUUGGCGAUCUGCAGGACAGUCGCCGAACGGAGCUAGAGCAGAAGCUGGAGGACGUCCAGAAGGAAUACGAGGAUCUUCUGUCUCGUAACCUCGGCGAUGGAGAUGUGGAAGAGAUCCGCGAAAGACUUGAGAAGUCCUUCAUCAGCCGGAAAGAUACCGAAGCCGCCGCUGUCGACGAACUCCGAGCUGAAAUUACCCGCAAGGACGAGGAAAUGAACAAGCUGCGACAGAACCUCGUUGACACUGAAUCACGCACCUCAACCAAUGGCACUGCUAGCAAGACACUUCAGCAGCAGAUUUCCGAGUUUGAUGCUAUGAAGAAGUCACUGAUGCGGGACUUGCAAAAUCGUUGCGAGCGAGUCGUCGAGCUCGAAAUCUCGCUGGAUGAUGCACGGGAACAAUAUAACAACGUACUUCGCUCAUCGAACAACCGCGCCCAACAGAAGAAAAUGGCAUUCCUUGAGCGCAACCUUGAACAGCUCACUCACGUUCAACGGCAAUUGGUUGAGCAGAAUAGCAGCUUGAAGAAGGAGGUCGCCAUUGCAGAGCGCAAGUUGAUUGCACGAAACGAGCGUAUUGCCAGCCUCGAGAGCUUGCUCCAGGAGAGCCAAGAGAAGUUGACCCAAGCCAACCACCGAUUUGAGGCUCAGCUUACCGCCGUGAAAGAGCGCCUGGAGGCUGCCAAGCAAGGUUCCACCCGCGGUCUGCCCACAAUGGACGGCAGUGGGAGUUUCAGCUUUGGAGGGUCUCGCAUUGCAAAGCCGUUGCGCGGGGGCGGCGGCUCAGAUGGGCCGCCGCCCAAUGCGAACGUCGCGGGUGUUCAGUCGCAGGAGACGACUGGCAAGCGCACGAGCUGGUUCUUCGGUCAGGACCGCAAGUGA